This is a messenger RNA of Pungitius pungitius (ninespine stickleback), 2164 nucleotides long. RefSeq names its product glucokinase (hexokinase 4) regulator (gene gckr). Gene Ontology annotation, cellular component: nucleoplasm; cytosol. Gene Ontology annotation, biological process: negative regulation of glucokinase activity; carbohydrate derivative metabolic process; glucose homeostasis. Gene Ontology annotation, molecular function: carbohydrate binding; enzyme inhibitor activity; enzyme binding. The coding region runs from base 146 to 1942 and encodes 598 amino acids. The transcript has 19 exons. NCBI's taxonomy places the organism in Eukaryota, Metazoa, Chordata, Actinopteri, Perciformes, Gasterosteidae. The record is from RefSeq and is a predicted model, not a curated record.
GAGAUCCACGCUUCCUUUUCCCCUCCUCGGUCUCAAAGGUCCUCAAGUGAACUUUGUCACUUUUUCCUGCCCUCACGCCGGGCAACACGAGAACAGGCUACAGAGGAGCAUUUCUUGUGAUUACCUCUUUUAAAACGCGCUCACCAUGGCGUGUCCAGCGUGGACUUACAGUCUCUCUGCGAUGCAUGAGUGGGAGUCCCCAGAUUACGAGCCGGCACUUCCCGUUUCAGAGAAGUCCAACCCCCUGACGCGGGACAUGGACCGGGCUUCGGCCCGGUGCAUUGUGAGGAUGCUGCAGGCCUGUGACGCUCAGAUGUUUCAGCGCAGGACGGGAACCACCUACCAGAGGCUUUUGAGUGAACCCGUGCUGGAAACAUUGACGGAGGUUGCUAAGAAAGUGGAGCACAUCCUCAAGCAUCCGCGGGACAGUCUGAUUGUACUGAGUGGCUGUGGGACGUCUGGUCGACUGGCGUUCCUCAUGGCGUCCGCUUAUAACAGAGCGCUGAGGGAGCUCGACCACAGUUUGGUCUAUUCCUACAUUAUUGCAGGAGGAGACAGAGCUCUCCUAUCCUCCCAAGAGGCUCCGGAAGAUGACGCCGAACUGGGCGUGCUCAGUCUACAGAAGGCAUGUGAGGGACACAAGAGUGUCUUGUUCAUCGGUAUUUCCUGUGGGUUAUCUGCCCCAUUUGUUGCAGGUCAGCUGGACUUCUGCCUGCAGCACCCAGAGGUCUACACCCCCGUACUGAUUGGCUUCAAUCCUACACAUCAGGCCAGGGACGAGCGCAUUCCCGGCUGCUCGUUCACUUUUCGCAGUGUGGUCCGAAGGAUGCAGGAGCUCGCCAAGCGGCGGGGGGCCUUCCUCGUCAACCCAGCGGUCGGGCCAGAGGCCGUCAGCGGCUCGUCCAGGAUGAAGGGGGGCAGCGCCACCAAGAUUCUCCUGGAGGUCGCGCUGUCCGCUGCCCACGCCGCCGCCUUCGCAGACACACCCAUCAGUCCCGUCGGCAUCCGGCAGCACAUGGGCGCACACGAGAAAACUCUGGAGAUCACUUACGCUCAGGCAGAGGGGCUCGGCGCUCUGCUGGAGGCAGCCGGGCAAAGCUUGCGGCGUGGCGGGCGUCUGUGUUACCUGGGCUGGGGGCCCCUGGGGACCCUGGGCCUCGUGGACGCCAGCGAGUGUGUGCCCACGUUCGGAGCAGGCUGCGAAGAUGUUCGGGGCUUCAUCAGUGGAGGAUACAGCGAGCUGAACAACAAAGAAGGUCCACUGGGCCCCGGCUUCAGUAUAGCCCACGAGGAUUUCCUGCGUCAGGUCCUGCCCUCUCUCUCUGACCGAGACCUCGUUCUGCUUCUCUACACACACGCCGACCGCGUCAGCGAAGUGGCCGAGCUGGCGCGCGCGGCGAGGGAAAAGACGUCCAACGUCCACGCCGUUUACCACCGGGUGGACGGAGACGCGGCGGCCGCGGCCCAACAAGAUGACAUCAACAGGCUGUGUUUAUUGUCACUGAAAUUCACUUGGCCGUCCACUGCUUCAGGGAUCUCACUGCACAAGCAGUGGGAGCUGUCCACGAAGCUGGUGCUGAACGCCGUGAGCACCGGCGCUCACGUCUUGAAGGGGAAGAUCUACCAGAACCACAUGGUGGACGUGCAGGUCACCAACAGCAAGCUCUACCGCCGAGCCACGCGUUUACUCCAGAAGCUGUCCGGUUGUCCGGAGCCACGGUGUGAGGAGGCCCUCCUAAAGGCCAUUUACCGGGUGGACGAGCUGACGGCGGACAUCACAUCCUCCGACGUCAGCGAACGCACACGUGCCGCCAGGAGCGCCACCAAGGCGGUCCCGCUGGCUUUGGUCUGUUUGCUGAGCGAUUGCUCUCUCCUGGAGGCGGCGGCUCGUCUGGAGCGAGAGCCAAUCGUGAGGGAGGCGGUGGAAGCGUGCCGGUCAUAAUCGACAUGGCAUAAUGGCAUCAGCACAGUCAAUCAUGUGAUCAACCCUCUAUUUACCCUCUAAGAAUCCGACGUGCAGAGGCUCGGACGCCACCUCCUCGAGCAGCGGGGCUUCCCCCAGGAGUAAAGGCAUCUUCCCACAGCUGGACGGUGCAGCUGCUUCCAACGCAGAUCCUGUUUGCUCACACACAGACGCAGAAGCUUGUGGGUGAUCGUGUUUUGG